Molecule: messenger RNA, 2553 nt
Organism: Parascedosporium putredinis
Lineage: Eukaryota; Fungi; Ascomycota; Sordariomycetes; Microascales; Microascaceae
Source: the annotation of a GenBank genome assembly
AUGCACCUGUCUCCGGAUACGCAUUUACCUGCACCACAGUUGGGACGCUGGUCCUUGUCGCGGGCAUGGCUGUGUGUGGUGAACGACCAGGCUUUCAAGUCCUUUGCAAUCUUCCCUAGCAAUGACCAGACCAUUAUCACAACAUCAAGUCGAGUGGACAAGGCAUGGCAGAUGAGGUCCACGGCCCAGUCUGGCUCGGCAACACCUGUCUCUAAAGAUCAACCUUCCGGGAAAGCUGCGUCGGUUCAAAUAGGAAAGGGGAGUAUCGAAAGCGAGCCUGUAGCCAAUGGCUCCACAGAGAGGCUGCAGUCUUUGGCUUUACUUGGUACUGCACUUAGUGUUGGAGGCUACAUCGUGCAAUUCGUCGGUUUGCGCGGAAUGCAUUGGUCGGCCUCGGUAGUUCAAUUAGGAGCUAUUGCUGUGAUGACCGUUCUUAGAGCUCUUGCUCGCCGUGGCUUAGCAACUCCUCCAAGAUCGGAGCCUCUCACUAAAGGAUUCGAGCUUGACUGGUUUGCAAUGUCCAUUGGAGAUGUUGACAAAGCACCUUGGAACGAUACGCCAAGACAAACCAAAAUGCCCCAGAAUAAUUACCCUCGUAAAGACUGGAGGAUUUUGACCGGCAGGAAUACGCUGUACGAGCCCUUGAAACAGGUGGAGAAAAAUGAUGACAGCCAGCAAAACAUUGCAGACACCUCAAACGCGGCACAUGCAAUCAUGAUGAUAAGGGAGAGUCUUGGGAAUCUCGCCCAGUGGCCUGGUCCCGCAUCCGCUGAAGCCAUCGCUCUUGCAAGGGCAAUGGAGAUUACAAUGGAUGCUCUAUUUGAACACCGUGACACCAACCUGUCAUGGGCCUGGACUCUUGAGGCCCGUUACUCCCAGAGAGCUAAAGAGCCGAUUGAGGCGGCGCUGUCACUAUGGUUAUAUUCCGUUGACGAAGUCGAGAACGAGGUACCUCAGGCCAGCGAGUGGCUGCUUGCGAAAGGAAUCAACGAGCAACUCGGCCUGCGGCUUCUCGGGCAGUAUACAGAGUCUCUCCACCGAGACCUGCAGUGGUGGAUGCCUCAUGGCACAGCAGGUAUCAAAAAGUUCAACAAGAUGAAAAGGGACCUCACACGUCUAAGUUUUGCUGAAGCCGACGAGAGCUCGACGGGCAGUGGGCCAGGGAGAUUAGCUGGUAAAGAUACGACCGAAAGUAAACAGGAGACCGUCAUUAACAAAGACGAUUCCAAACGUGGUUCAGAAAAGCUUUUCCUUGCAAGGGAGACAGUCAGCUCCUUAGCAUUGCUCUAUGCUCAGGACAUGUUCUCGGCAUUCAUGUGGGCCAUGGUGAAGACCUUAUCCGACCCGAUUGGGGGCGACGCUGAGAUACGACUUGAAGAUAAUGCCGACAUUGAGAGCUGGCAAUCGUUCACGCUCAAACAUACCCGACUCUUGAAAAUGACUCAGGAAGUCUCCGACACAGGCAUUGGUACUAUGGACCAAGUAUUCUUGGCUAUUAUCCCACCUUUGAGCGGCUCAGGGAAGCUUCCCAAAGCUGAUGGGCUGGUUGAGCUAGCCCGGCAACACGCGAAGCCACACGAGAAAACACGCCAUUGGCGUGCAGCGGGAGAAGUGUACUUAGGGCUAUUUCGAGUUGCAAAAACAUUUCCCGAAGAUAGCAGCAUCAGAAUCAGAGCUAUAUCCGUGCUAAUAGAGUAUCUGAGGACGGUCACGCUUACUCUAAAGUUGAGGCAAGAGCAAAAAGAUGAGAUAGACCUCGGGGAGUUGGAAGAUAUCCAACAAAUGCUGGCAUCCGAGCUCUGUGAAGUUGAUACGAGUUUGCUCGACAGAUUUAAGCAGCUAGAUAAGGCACAGGGCUGUGAGUGGGAAUUCAAUCUUGCAGCACGAAUUAAAGCUAAUACUGACAAGAUGGCGCUUCCUAUUGCAUAUGGCAGAAGCUAUCGCGACAAUUUCAACGUCUCGGACUUGCAUCGAUCUCUCUUAUUGGAUGAUAACGACGGCCCAUUGCAUUGGUUAUCCCAUGAACUCUCAAAAGCUACCCGAGACGAUGCAACCGCAGCAGAUAUUCGAGGCUGGUCACCACUACACUACGCAGCAGAGACGGGAAAAACUCCUGCUGUUGGUCGCCUCCUCAAACUUGGCACGAAUGUUAACGCAAAGAAUAUCCUAGAGUGGACACCACUGCAUUGUGCCUCUAAGGGUGGACAUGUCGAAACUCUGCGGGCUCUCAUCCGAGAAGGGGCAGAACUUGAUGCACAAGGUCGGGAUGGCGUAUCGCCAUUGCAUUGCGCAGCCAUAAACGGUCACCGUGACGCGGCCUGCGCACUAGUUGAAGCGGGGGCGUCUAUUGACAUUAUAGACGCCUCAGGAACCACACCUCUUUUAUGGGCAGCGUACAAGGGGCGUGAAAAUGUUUUUGAAUAUUUACGACCGAAUGCAAAUAUAAACCUCCGGGAUCAUCAUGGGAGGACUUGCCUGAGUCUGGCUGCGUUGAGCGGGGCGAAGGAUGUAGUAGAAUCUCUUCUCGAUCAAGAUAUUGACAAGCUGCGAUGA